GUGCGGUAGAACAGGCUGGAUAUGCUCUAGGCCCGCCAUGUUAAGUUGCAAUGUCUAAGGCACACCCUGUGGCAAAUUCUAGAAAACCUUUAGUUGCAUCUUCAAGACAUGGUGUUGCUCGUAUUUCUCGAUGCAUUGAUUGCGGGGUGAUGAUUUUAAGUCUAUGAUUGUGCGCUUGUUUUCUGCAAGAAGGGGAUGUCUUUUUGUUAGAUCUGUACAUUUGGGUAAGCCACUCUCACGCUUAAAUGCAGAGGAUGCUCAGUUCAGAUCAAUCUGUAUGAAUUUGAGGGAAAAUAAAUGGAAAACUGUGGAACAAAUAUGUUCUGGAUUGCCCAUGUCCGUCAUGACUCGUGUUUUCGGCGAGUUCCGUAACUCUCCACAAUCAAUACUUGAGUUUUACAAUAGGAUUGGUGGAGCAAAAAGCAUCUCUGAUUCGCUUGAAUGUAGUUGUGUCGUGCUUCGUGUGCUGGUGUUUUAUAAACAUUAUGAUGAUGCUUUAGGGUUGAUUAAAGAGUUGAUGAUAAAGAAAGGGGUUUUGCCUUUGGAACUUUUGGGAGGGCUUAUGGAUAGUAGGGAUGUAGGUUGCAGGAAUGAUGCAGUAUUUGACACACUAGUUAGGGCUUGUACUCAAAUUAGGCUCACCGAUGGCGGGUAUGAGGUUAUCAAGAAGUUGAGAGCUCAUGGUUAUAUGGUUUCUAUUCAUGCGAUGAAUAAUUUUUUGGAUCAUCUAUCAAAGUUAGAUGAUAAUCGUCGCUUUUGGACAAUGUACAAGGACAUGGUUUCUUGUGGCUACAUAGAGAACGUGUAUACUUAUAAUGUUGUCAUCCAUGCCCUUUGUAACGAAAACCUCAUCACUUAUGGGACUAUGAUCAACGGAUUUUGCCGGGUAGGCAAAUUCGAAACUGCUGUUGAGGUUUAUGAUGAGUUGAUAAACACAAAGAAGAAUCCCAACUUAGUGAUAUAUAACUCCAUAGUUGAUGGCUUAUGCAAAGAAGCCUCUUUAGAUGCAGCUAAAGCAAUGGUUGAUGCACUCAAAGAGACUUGUGUAUAUGAUGUUGUGACAUUUAAUACAUUGUUAAAUGGGUACUGUAUAAACGGGGAAGUUGAAAAGGCAUUCCGAUUGUUCUGCAAUAUGAGAAAAGGUGGGGUAUUGAUGAACAGAGUUAGUUACAAUAUCAUGAUCAAAAUGAUGUGCAAGUGUGGGCUCAUUCAGCAUGCCAAAGAAAUUCUGAGUAUGAUGAUUAAAGAGGGUAUAUGUCCUGACGGUGUCACUUACACAACAAUGAUCACAAGUGCAAACAAGAUAAGCAGUUUAGAUGAGGUUCUAAAGCUUCAUGACUACAUGGUUCUUCAAGGAAUAAUUCCAGAUAGGGAUACCUACAAGGCUGUUGUUAGCCCCCACUUGGUUAACUCAAUGGUUACACCUUGUGAAAAUCAGAGUACCAGUGUUCAUGCCUGUGCUCUCAGGUUUUAAGAGUUGCAAAAGUGUUUAAAGUUGCAUGAAAUACCCUAUGACUUCACUCCCAUGGGGUGAGUGAACAUGCCUGCGACCUCCUAUUUGGAAUCCGACUUAUGCACCACAUUGAAAUUGCAUUAUGAUGUACCUGGAAGUGGUUGGGUGUGACCGUGAACCUGGAUUAUGGAGAGAGUCUCAAUGAAUUCGUACAGCUAUU
Molecule: messenger RNA, 1673 nt
Organism: Cuscuta campestris
Lineage: Eukaryota; Viridiplantae; Streptophyta; Magnoliopsida; Solanales; Convolvulaceae
Source: the annotation of a GenBank genome assembly